Trametes versicolor FP-101664 SS1 is the source of this 2264-nucleotide messenger RNA. RefSeq lists its product as uncharacterized. The record is from RefSeq and is a predicted model, not a curated record. The coding region runs from base 195 to 2084 and encodes 629 amino acids. Lineage: Eukaryota; Fungi; Basidiomycota; Agaricomycetes; Polyporales; Polyporaceae. The transcript is spliced from 3 exons.
GCAAGACAAACGCCGACCACGACGGCGGCGACCACCACAAAGUCCCGGCCACGCACGCAUCGACGCCCGUCGCACCCCCCUCCCACCUAUUCUUUGCAGCGCCAGCACACGCACCAGCACACGCACCACCAGCACACCCAGGACCGAACGCACAAGCCCCGAUCGACCCCGAGCCACUCCCAAACGACAACGGUAUGUACGCCGACACGCACCGGGGCCAGUCCCCGUCGCCCGUCUACGACGUCCCCGAGCUCCCGACGCUCCGCCGCGUGAAGCCGCUCCCGAAGCGCAGACGCACCUCCGAGCCGGACACGCACACCCACCUCGACUCCGGUGGCGGGGCCUCUGGACACACCUCCCCCAACGGCUCGCAAGGACCCGAUGACCAAGCGGAGGACGGCACGGGGCGUGCGACGCUCACGGCGCAGAUGGCGCUGCAGGCGUACUACAUGCCCGUGCUCGGCGGCGUGCGCGACCUGUUCAAGACAGUGCCCCCGGAUGGAGACGCAGAGCAGAUGGGCACCCGCCUCGACCUCAGCAGCGCGCUCGCGGGGCUCGGCGGCGGGUUCGGCUUCGGGCUCAGCACGGGGUAUGGAUACGCGGAUAGUGGGGGCAUGGACGGCCGGGACGGGUUAGACGACGACGAGAGCGGGGAGGGCGACUACGUGGACCACCUGCAGCAGCCAGGGAACACGAAGAAGCGCAAGGUGCCCGCGAACAUGUCCGGCUCGGCGCACGACGGAGGAGACUCUGCGUCUGGCGGGGAAGACGAGUCUGCGGAGCGUGGGAUCCCGACGGGGCGUGAGCGGGAUAUUGAGGGAGGCGUAGGGAACGGAGGAGGUGCCGGAGGUGGUGGCGGGGGAGGCACAGGUAUGGUAGCGUUGGGCGGGAUGGGCGCACAAGGGGUGCAGGGACGCGGAGGGCGGCGCGGUCGCCUCACGCGCGCGACGCUUGCGGGGCUGCAGCACAAGGAGUUGUUGCGGAGCCGGAAGCGGCAGCUCGCGGUGGUGCUCGGUGCCCUCGCGCACGGGGACACGCUCGCACUCGACCAGGCGCUCUCCGCGAGCUACCCGUUCGUGCAGACCGGGAUCGACUACCGGAGCGGCGCCCCGGUUAGGAUGCGCCUCUCGCAGCGACGAGAGGCGCGGAUGGCACGCGCAUUCAAAGUACACAAAGAGGCCUUGCUCUCCGAACACGCCGACGGUCCCGACGCCCCAGGCGACGAGAACGCGGCCCCGGCUCCCACGGCGCCCUCCUCCGAGUUCACGUUUGUGUACAACUGCGCGACCUCGGACCGCCUGAUCGCCACGAAGGAGGAAGUCGCGAUCCUGCACGGCCGGUUCGAGGAGGAGCUCGCGCGCCAGGCCGCCCGCGCCGCCGAGGCCGCGAAGCAGGCCGCCGCCGCCGCACUCAGCGCGCCCGCCGCCAAGCGCACAGACCGCACCAAGGCCGGCGGCGGCGACGUGCAGGGCGCGCUGGACGCGCCCGCGGCGGGGGCGAAGAAGGGCGGGAAGAAGAAGAAGCGGUCCGCGCUCGCGAACGCGUCGAACCCGCACCACCUGCGCAACUACGUGCCGUCGCGGCUGCCGCACACGGGCCCGCCCUCCGCGCAGCAGGCCGCGCAGAACGCGCAGAACAUGCUCAGCCCGCUCCCGCUGCGCUUCCUCGCCGCGGAGAUCCCGCCGCGGCGCACGCGCAAGAAGGCGUCUGUGGCGGAGGGCGCACCUCCGCCCCCGCCGCCGGUGUCCACGGCGCUGGCCAAUCCGGCGGACGAGUGGAUCUGCCCGUUUUGUGAGCACGAGCUGUUUUACGGGGACGAGCAGAGCUACCACCGCGCGGUGCGCAACCGGAAGAAGAUCUUGCGUCGCCGGAGGCGGGCGCGCGAGCGUGCGGCGGCGGCUGCGAGCGGGGUCGCGCCUCCCGCUACUGCGGCCGCGCUGCACCCCGCGGACAGGGGUGAGCACGAGGUCGCGCCGGCGGCUCUGGACGCCCUUCCCUCGAAGGAGCCCGCGUCGUCUCCGGGAAAGGCGGCGAAGUGGAAGGAGGGAGAUAGAGGGGCGCGAGGGGUGGCGGCAGGUUCGUGAUGGGGCCGCGCAUGCAUGUUGUUUUACAUGCUCGCGGCUCGCGGAGACGCGGGGAGGUUUGGGGUUGACCGACGGAUGGAGGUGGAACGCGCACAGCCUAUACUAGGAUGCAGGUGGAGCGACGGUGUAUUCGCACAGACGCAGACGCGGCGCAUGCCUCUGGAGGUGAAUACAUGCAGG